AUGGCGUCAAUUUCCGCUACAGACAAGCUGGCCAACGUUAGGAAAGUGAUGACUCGCAGUAUGACAAUAGCAGCAGCGAGUGGUUGGGAAUGGAAGGGACAAUAUCCCUCCCCAAUGGAGGCCAAUGGGAUUAUUCUACGGAAUCACCCGUACAGGGAACAGGGGUUUGCAAGGUUCAAAUUCAUCUGCUAUCCGUUGGGACCCCAACCAGUCUCCCCUGUUAAUGUUGUGGAGUUCGAACAUUUGGUUCAAUUAGUGGAGGAGAGGGGUCGAAGGAUUCGUUCAAUGAAACUGGCUCGACAGUCAGGCUAUCGCGACCUAUUAUGGGAUAAAGAAGGAUGCCCUGAUUGGGAAAGAGCACAUUUCGAUGGCAAAACAGACAAGGUUGUGACAAUAUGUACUCGAUAUCCAUGUCGUGAAAUAGAGAUCGUGUUUUGUGAUAAGUCACUGCCGAGGCUAGAAGAGGCACUCAACAUUUUGUCGUUAAAGCGUUCACGAUGUGCUGCUGACAGACCUGAUCCAACAUAUUAUGAUAUUCUAUCUGUGGAUGCUUUGAGUGUUGAAAAAAUAAAUUCUACAACCGAUGAAACAGUGUGCCGGCGCUGUAAUAUUGCCCAACCUACCCCCAUCUCGAAACGCACAAUUUCAUACAUUCCGCGAGGCCCUGGACAAUAUUACCAUCAUCUCAGCAACAUAGCACAGCACCGCACCUGUCGAUUAUUUUCGAACUUCUCCGUCGCCAUCAAAAUCCGAACCAUGAAAGACGAUGUCGUACUCGACACUUGCCUCUGGGACGACAUAUGGCUUCCAGUGCCAAAGUUAGAUAUUGAGCCAAACGGACCCCUGAGAUUGCUCAACAUGAUCCUGGAUCCCAAAGAUCCAUGCAAUGACAAAAAAAUCAUCUCGACGCAUGACCCGAGGAUUGCCUUCAACACUACCGUUUUCGAGUUGCCAAACAUGGACAAUUCAGAACGCCUUCUCACUAGAGGUGCCAGUAACGUCCAACAUCCUGAAAUUUAUGGACGCGGCGACGCCGUCAGUCUUGACUGUUUCUGCAGGUCUCUCAAAAUCACCACUGUCAAUGAUGAGUCCAUACUGGAGAGUAUUCGGACGAGAGCAGCGGAGCCAAGAGUGAGUGAAGCCCUGGAAGACAUUCAUAGUAACCCUGCGUCCAGGCCUCUUUAUAUUAUCACUGGGAUUAAAGUCGCUACGGGGGAAACUAUGGAUAGCGUGUGGCGUCAGUGGCCGGAGAGCAGAGCUCGUAUGGGUCAUGGUAACUAUCCUGAAGAGGAGGUGAAAAGCAUUACCGCAGUACCAGGAAGUAAGACGUUGGAAGUACGCGAACAUAGUGACUAUGUUGAUUUUAGAACCGUGGUUGAUCUUCUGCAAGACAUGGGUCGUGUGGAGGCGCCUCUUGUCCAGACGGAAUGA
This is a messenger RNA of Aspergillus niger, 1431 nucleotides long. RefSeq lists its product as uncharacterized. Bases 1 to 1431 code for a protein of 476 amino acids. The transcript is spliced from 6 exons. Lineage: Eukaryota; Fungi; Ascomycota; Eurotiomycetes; Eurotiales; Aspergillaceae. The record is from RefSeq and is a predicted model, not a curated record.